Messenger RNA from Maniola jurtina (meadow brown), 1959 nucleotides. RefSeq names its product serine/threonine-protein phosphatase PP1-beta catalytic subunit (gene flw). The record is from RefSeq and is a predicted model, not a curated record. Bases 62 to 1102 code for a protein of 346 amino acids. The transcript has 8 exons. NCBI's taxonomy places the organism in Eukaryota, Metazoa, Arthropoda, Insecta, Lepidoptera, Nymphalidae. Gene Ontology annotation, molecular function: protein serine/threonine phosphatase activity. Gene Ontology annotation, cellular component: nucleus; cytoplasm.
GGAAGAUUUUGAUUUUUGACUUCGUUCUAUUUUGACAUUAAUAAAUCGUGGUGUAGUAAAUAUGGCUGACGAACUCAAUGUUGACAGUCUAAUUCACAGGCUUUUAGAAGUAUACAGGCUGCAACAGGAAACUGCACGACGAAAAGGGAAAUUCAAAGACAUCUUUUCAGGAGAAUUUCGAGGAUGCCGCCCUGGGAAGACUGUGCAAAUGUCCGAGUCGGAGGUGCGGGGACUAUGCACAAAGUCCCGGGAGAUAUUCCUACAACAACCAAUAUUACUCGAACUAGAGGCGCCACUCAAAAUUUGUGGUGAUAUACACGGCCAGUACACAGAUUUGUUGCGUCUAUUCGAAUAUGGCGGGUUUCCGCCAGAAGCCAAUUAUCUAUUUUUGGGCGAUUACGUGGAUCGCGGCAAGCAGUCUCUCGAAACCAUAUGCCUCUUGCUUGCUUACAAAAUCAAGUAUCCCGAAAAUUUCUUUUUGUUACGAGGCAACCACGAAUGCGCCAGCAUAAAUCGUAUCUAUGGAUUUUACGACGAAUGCAAACGUCGGUACAAUAUAAAGUUAUGGAAAACAUUCACUGACUGCUUCAACUGCCUCCCGAUCGCCGCAAUCAUUGACGAGAAGAUAUUCUGCUGCCACGGGGGACUGUCGCCCGACUUGCAGGGGAUGGAACAAAUCAGACGGAUAAUGCGACCCACUGAUGUGCCUGAUACAGGUUUACUUUGCGAUCUUCUGUGGUCGGACCCAGACAAGGAUGUGCAAGGGUGGGGCGAGAAUGACCGCGGCGUAUCGUUUACGUUCGGGCCAGAUGUCGUCAGCAAAUUUCUCAACCGACAUGACUUGGACUUAAUCUGCAGGGCCCAUCAAGUUGUAGAAGAUGGUUACGAGUUCUUUGCGAAGCGGCAACUGGUGACUCUGUUCUCGGCGCCCAACUACUGCGGCGAGUUCGACAACGCGGGCGGCAUGAUGUCCGUGGACGAAACACUCAUGUGCUCAUUUCAGAUCUUAAAGCCCUCGGAGAAGAAGGCGAAGUACCAGUACAACGGCAUCAACAGCGGCAGACCGGCCACGCCUCAGAGAUCGCCGCCCAAAAAGAAAUAACUGACGUUUGGAAUCCAGUGUGCUGCUCAGUGAGAGAUGCUACAAAUAAUUUAAUUAUAUCGAGUUAUAAUUGUAAUUACAUUUCACGUUGUCAUCGGACAGAGCCGAAUAAGAUGCUUAUAUGAGUAUUGUUAAAAUUUAAUUAUUUAUUGAUUAUUGCUUGUGCCUUCUUAUUUUUAAUUUUACUUUAAACGUGAGUGAUAUUAAUUUAUGAGUUUAGUUUACAGAGGUUUAGUGAGGGUUGCUGGUAGUGUUUAUUCGGCGAUGUCUCGUGACUUGCUUCUUUCGGUCCCUGGCGUUGCAGCCCAACAUCGGACGAUCUAUGUUAUGUUAUUGACCUAUUGAUAUUUUGAUACAAAUUGUUUGUUUCAUCAAUGUUGAAGUUGAAGAUGGCUAGCGAUCUUAAAGAUGCGGGCAUUGGACGAGAGCGUCGUUACAUUCAAUACUGUUUAAGUUGUAGUGGAUCAGGAGCACCAUUGCUUUGUUUGUUCUAUAACUAAUGUGCCUAUAAAUGUAAAUUAUAUUAUAUAGGUCUCGGUAUAGGUAACGGAAAUCUGUUGACUCGAAAUUAUAGUUCUUGUGGAAUAAUUUCAAAUCAUCAAAUAAGGUGAUAUAAGUUUAAAAAAAGUUGGUUUCUAGAAGGCCAGAUUCCUGCAAGGACGAAUUCCUAUAAGGACAAAUAAAGUAUAUUCAUAUACAAUGAUUAAGUUUAUGUAUUUUUGAUUUAUACAUAUAUUCGGGUUCCUUUCAAUACAUUUUUUCCAAUGAUGUCUUAUAGGCUCUAUAGAAGCUAGAGAGAUGCUCUCGAAGGAGAUCGGUGAACAGAGUCACUGACAUUAGCAGCUAAACGGCUUCAU